AUGAGUACUGAUAUUCCCUCUACUGGCAAAGUGGCUGUAUGUAUUGAUACCCAACAUGUCGAAGUUGAAGAGCGCCCCGUGCCAACACCAAAUGACUCGGAGGUUGUGGUAUUGAUUGAAGCGACCGGUAUCUGCGCGACAGACUUACAUCUCGUGAGACGGAGUAUUCCUUACCUUCAACGGGAGGUCGACGUCUGUGGUCAUGAGGGUGUUGGGCGUAUUGUUGCUCUCGGGCCGGAUGUAGAUACUUUAGAGUGGCGCUUGGGAGACCGAGUCGCUCAUCGAUGGAUUUUUGAUGUCUGCCGAAAUUGCGAGAUGUGCCAGGAAGGGAACGAGCAGCUAUGCGACUCGAGAAAGCUUAAAUACACAAUCGUCAAUUCGAAGUAUCUCAUGCGCAUUCCUGAAGAUAUCUCUGCAACUGAAGCCGCGCCGACCUUGUGUGCUGGCACAACGGCAUAUAGAGCUAUUCGUACUACCGGCCUCACUUCUGGGCAGUGGAUAGCAAUCAUUGGAGCUGGAGGCGGGCUGGGCCAUUUGGCAAUACAAUACGCCAAAGCGAGCGGGCUGCGGGUUCUUGGAAUUGACACAGGCCCAAGUAAACGGGAGUUGUCUUGCAAAUUGGGGGUCACUUCAUACAUUGAUUUCAUGGAGACACCAGAUCUCACAGCAGAUGUCAUCCGUGUUACUGAUGGAGGUCCUCAUGGAGUAAUUGUGGUUAGCUCUAGUAGUAGGGCUUAUGAACAGGCCCUGAAAUACGUCCGGAAAAUGGGAAUCAUAGUCUGCAUUGGGAUCACACCAAACAAGAUGCACUUCCCUAUCGGUCCUGAAUAUUUCGUGGCUCGUGGCGUACGCCUUACUGGCAGUAGCACAGGAACGAUGGAGGAUACGCGCGAAGCACUGCAGUAUGUACGCGAUGGUCGAGUCAAACCUAUGAUUGUUAAGGUGCGAUUGGAGGCCAUCGGGGCGUGUCUGCAGGCACUCGAGAGAGGAGAGGCCGACGGUCGAUUUGUGGUCAAAUUUUGA
Aspergillus costaricaensis CBS 115574 is the source of this 1023-nucleotide messenger RNA. Its product is annotated as zinc-dependent alcohol dehydrogenase. The record is from RefSeq and is a predicted model, not a curated record. The transcript is spliced from 6 exons. Gene Ontology annotation, molecular function: zinc ion binding; oxidoreductase activity. Lineage: Eukaryota; Fungi; Ascomycota; Eurotiomycetes; Eurotiales; Aspergillaceae. Bases 1 to 1023 code for a protein of 340 amino acids.